CUCUCUCUCUCUCAUCGUCUUCCAAAUUUCCAUUUCAAUUUUCCUUUUCCGUUAGAGGCGCGGCUUUCGAUAUGGCUCCGACGCCGGUGGAGCCGACCGGCGAGUCCACGUCCGGCGAGUCGUCGCAGCGAGCUCUUCCAACUCCGUUUUUGACCAAGACGUAUCAGCUCGUCGACGACCCCUCAAUCGACGACGUCAUCUCAUGGAACGACGACGGAUCCAGCUUUGUCGUCUGGAACCCCACCGUCUUCGCCAGAGAUUUGCUCCCCAAGUACUUCAAGCACAACAACUUCUCCAGCUUCGUACGGCAGCUCAACACCUACGGAUUUCGGAAGGUUGUGCCGGACCGAUGGGAAUUCUUGAACGAUAGCUUUCGGAGAGGCGGGAAGCGGCUUCUCUGCGAAAUACAACGCCGGAAAAUCAACCCUCCGGCGCCGCCGGUGGCGUCGGUUUGGGCGGUUUCGACGGCAAAACCGAUGAUCUCCCCGUCGAACUCCGGCGACGAGCAGGUGAUGUCUUCGAGUUCGUCGCCGAUCAGAGCAUCGUCGGAGAUUAUGGACGAGAACGAGAGGCUGAGGAAAGAGAACGUGCAGCUCACCAAGGAGCUGGCGGAGGUCAAGUCCCUCUGCAACAACAUCUUCACCAUGGUAUCGAAUUACGCUUGCGCCCAAUCGGAGAACGGUUUCCCGGAGCUAAAACCGCUGGAGUUGAUGCCCCGGAAGCGUUUCUCCGGAAAGAGGAAGAACGAAGAGGAAGAAGAGGCGAGUCCGAAGCUUUUCGGGGUGGUGAUUGGGGCCAAGCGCGCGAGAGAGGCCGGCGGCGACGGCGUAGAGAACGAUGAGACCGACUUGCGGCCUCAGCAACCGAGUGGUAGCGAGGUUAAAUCAGAGCCGUCGGAUAUUGGUCAUAAGGAAACGCCGUGGCUGAAGCAAUGCCACAUGGCUAAUCAGAGGGUGUGCAACUGAUCAGUAGUUAGAAGCAACGGUAGAUAUUAGAUGGAGUUGUACUUGGAAGAACCAGGAUUGAGGCACGUGUUAAAAAUGGGUUCACGUGCGUCGUCAACCUCUAGGGGGGGGCCAUUCCCUUCAAGAAGUUUCUUAGACUGUCUACUCUUUUUGCUUUAUGAAUUUUAGAAAUAACACUUUUGUUUUGUCUUC
This is a messenger RNA of Pyrus x bretschneideri (Chinese white pear), 1157 nucleotides long. Its product is annotated as heat stress transcription factor B-2a-like. Lineage: Eukaryota; Viridiplantae; Streptophyta; Magnoliopsida; Rosales; Rosaceae. Bases 72 to 965 code for a protein of 297 amino acids. Gene Ontology annotation, biological process: regulation of transcription by RNA polymerase II. The transcript is spliced from 2 exons. Gene Ontology annotation, molecular function: RNA polymerase II cis-regulatory region sequence-specific DNA binding; DNA-binding transcription factor activity. The record is from RefSeq and is a predicted model, not a curated record. Gene Ontology annotation, cellular component: nucleus.